Carassius auratus (goldfish) is the source of this 1743-nucleotide messenger RNA. Its product is annotated as zona pellucida sperm-binding protein 4-like. The transcript has 9 exons. Gene Ontology annotation, cellular component: egg coat. Gene Ontology annotation, molecular function: structural constituent of egg coat; acrosin binding. NCBI's taxonomy places the organism in Eukaryota, Metazoa, Chordata, Actinopteri, Cypriniformes, Cyprinidae. Gene Ontology annotation, biological process: prevention of polyspermy; binding of sperm to zona pellucida. The coding region runs from base 35 to 1690 and encodes 551 amino acids. The record is from RefSeq and is a predicted model, not a curated record.
GCAGUAUCUCCACUUUGUGUUUAGCUGUUGAACAAUGGCUGGAGGUUGGUGUUUGGUUCAGAUUUUGGUGGUUUGUGCUCUCUGUCAUGCUGUUCCACAAUGGAGUAAAUCGCUUCAGGAUGUUCAGUCUCUGAUGACCCAGCAGUUUCAGCUUCAGAAGCCAGUUCAACAACCAACUAACCAGUGGCUUCCUCCACAAAAUAUGCUUCCGAAGCCAGUUCAACAACUGACUAAACCGCAGUAUCCGGUUCGGAAGCCAGUUCAGCAACCAGCUGACCAGCAGUUUCAGCUUCAGAAGCCAGUUCAACAACCAACUAACCAGUGGCUUCCUCCACAAAAUAUGCUUCCGAAGCCAAUUCAACAACUGACUAAACCGCAGUAUCCGGUUCAGAAGCCAGUUCAGCAACCUAAACCACAGUUUCCGCUUCAGAAGCCAGUUCAGCAACCAGCUGACCAGCAGUUUCAGCUUCAGAAGCCAGUUCAACAACCAACUAACCAGUGGCUUCCUCCACAAAAUAUGCUUCUGAAGCCAAUUCAACAACUGACUAAACCGCAGUAUCCGGUUCAGAAGCCAGUUCAGCAACCUAAACCACAGUCUCCACUUCAGAAGCCAGUAGUGCAGGCAGAUCCCCUUGAUAAAUGUGCUGUAGCUGAUUCCGAGCAGAUCCAAUGUGGUCUACCUGGGAUCAGUGGUGCUGAGUGUGAAGCUAUUAACUGCUGCUUUAAAGCACAGCAGUGUUUCUAUGGGAGGGCAGUGACUGUCCAGUGUAUUAGAGAUGGUCAGUUUGUGGUAGUGGUGUCUAGAGAUGUUACUCUGCCUCGACUGAGUCUGGAUUCGGUUCAUCUACUGGGUGGGAACGACCAACCUUGCGCUCCUGUGGGGUCCACACCUUCCUUUGCUAUAUACCAGUUCCCUGUGACUGCAUGUGGCACGAGCGUGAUGGAGGACGGCGGAUAUGUGGUGUAUGAAAACAGAAUGACCUCAUCGUAUGAAGUGGGGAUUGGACCAUAUGGUUCCAUCACAAGGGACAGUCAUUUUGAGUUUCUCUUCCAGUGUAGAUACUCUGAAACUUCUGUGGAAGCUCUGGUUGUGGAGGUCAACUCUGUUCCUCCACCUCCACCAGUAGCUGCUCCUGGACCUCUCCGGGUGGAGCUCAGACUGGCCAACGGCCAAUGUGUCACCAAAGGCUGUGCUGAAGGGGAUGAGGCCUACACGUCCUACUACAGUGACGCUGAUUAUCCCAUCACAAAAGUCCUGCGAGAUCCUGUGUAUGUUGAGGUGCACAUUAUGGAGAGGACUGACCCCAACAUUGUCCUGAUGCUGGGACGCUGUUGGACUACUUCAACCCCCAGUCCACUCAGUCUCCCCCAGUGGGACCUUCUGAUCGAUGGAUGCCCUUACCAGGAUGACCGUUAUCUGACCACACUGGUCCCAGUGACCGGAUCUUCUGGUCUUCAGUUCCCAACCCACUACAAGCGCUUCGUUGUGAAGAUGUUCACAUUUGUAGAUCCAGCCUCACUGGCUGCUCUGCAGGAAACCAUCUUCAUCCACUGCAGUACAGAGGUGUGCCAUCCAUCAUCUGGCUCUUGUGAGCAAAGCUGCACCAGGAAACGAAGAGACACUCCUAUCAAGGCAGUCUCUGGGGAGCAGACUGUGGUUUCUAGUGGAGAAGUUACUCUGGUCAUGUAAAUCUAGUUUUUAAUAAACUUUGCAGAACCCCAAGGUAUCUUGUCUAUUGGUAU